Phasianus colchicus (ring-necked pheasant) is the source of this 2454-nucleotide messenger RNA. It is a transcript of the gene LHFPL2, whose product is annotated as LHFPL tetraspan subfamily member 2. Gene Ontology annotation, cellular component: membrane. The record is from RefSeq and is a predicted model, not a curated record. NCBI's taxonomy places the organism in Eukaryota, Metazoa, Chordata, Aves, Galliformes, Phasianidae.
GAAGGGGAGGCUCCUGGGAGCGCCGAGGGCUGCGGGGUGCGGGCCGGUGUCCCGCGGCGGCCGGGCAGCCCCACGGCCCGCUGCCUUCCCCCGGUGCACCCUUCCCUGCCCAGAUCCUGGCGAGGCGGCUGCUCGGCGGCUGUAAAACCGCUUAAACGCGUCCAAGCGCUCUGCUGGGCCGCCGCCUGCAGCCGUGGUGAUUUCGAGCAGGGGAAGAUGAUGUGGGCGUGCUGCAGGAGUGGGUGGGACCGGGCCGCGAUCAAGACCUCAGUGGCAGCGCGCUCCGGACGCACGGCCGUGCGGGACGGACGGAGCGGAUGAGUGCGUGAUGUCGAGCAGUGGGCAGUCCCCGCAGCCUUCCCCGCCGGCUCGGAGCGUCAUGUGCCAGUAUGAGCAGUGAGAGGGAAAAGCGCGCUUCGGAGCUCAGCAUCCCCGCGAGAAGAAAGGAGGAACUGAGUGGAGAGGACGAAUGACUGUACUGCUUGCAAAACUUGUAGCGAUUCACUUUUUCUCCUGAGGAGUUUUGUCUUGGCUGCUGUGAGAGCUGAAAGAGCGAGCGGAACUGCAGCAGUGAUUUCCUCGUGGUCUCUUCUCUCUGCUUUUAUUUAACUUUUUCCCCCUCGUGCCCGGAUUGAAGACUGCCAGCUGCACUGUUUGCGAGCAGUGGACACCAAUAUGUGUCAUGUCAUUGUAACAUGUCGGUCAAUGCUAUGGACUCUCCUGAGCAUCGUCGUGGCUUUUGCGGAGCUCAUCGCUUUCAUGAGCGCGGACUGGCUGAUUGGCAAAGCCAAACCGGUCAGCACCGAGGACAUGGACAACAGAACAGGAGGGCCGCAGGAACCCUACCGCCCGACCCUGGGAAUCUACGGGCGCUGCACACGGAUCUCUCACAUGCAGCUCUCCAGGCGAGAUACGCUUUGUGGCCCCUACGCUGAAAACUUCAGUGAGAUUGCCAGUGGGUUCUGGCAGGCGACCGCUAUUUUCCUAGCUGUGGGAAUCCUGAUCCUCUGCGCCGUGGCAUUUGUGUCUGUCUUUACUAUGUGUGUGCAGAGUAUUAUGAAGAAAAGUAUUUUUAAUGUCUGUGGGCUGCUACAAGGGAUUGCAGGCCUCUUCCUUAUCUUAGGCUUGAUACUUUACCCUGCAGGUUGGGGAUGCCAGAAAGCAAUAAGCUAUUGUGGACAUUAUGCUUCUGCUUACAAACUGGGAGACUGCUCCUUGGGCUGGGCUUUCUACACGGCUAUUGGUGGCACUAUUCUGACGUUCAUCUGUGCAGUCUUCUCGGCGCAAGCUGAAAUCGCCACAUCCAGUGACAAAGUGCAAGAAGAAAUAGAGGAAGGAAAAAACCUUAUCUGCCUCCUUUAAUUCCAGUGGGAAAAAAUACCAGUGCCUGGAUAUUAAUUUGCUAUCCGCUGACUCGAUGAGGAGAUCCACUUAACAGGUUCCACAGUUUGUGUGAUUGAGCCCCAUGCAUUCCAGCCCUGAACUACUGAAAUGGUCUUUCUUCCGUGUUGGGCAAUGAGGAUCAGAGAAAAGAUCCCAAGAAAGGAGAAUGUAAACACAUGGGGAUUUUUUAGUUUCAUUAUAUUAUCAGGAGACUGUGGAGUAUAUUAAUCAGAUUGGGGAUGUGAGGAAUCAUAUAUAUAUAAUGGGGAUAUUAUUACAUAGCUGACAAAUUCUGAUUGAUUGGAUUGCCUUACCCACCUUGGUCACUUUAAAAAAAAUUGGAUUUAAAAUAAUAGAAGCCAGCACAUUUUUUUUUUUACACAACCAAGAAGCCUAUUUUAAUUAGGCUUUCUUUUUAAGUGCUCCCCUCACCUGUGAAUCUUUCACCACCACCUGGUUUGGUACCGUAUUUUUAAUUGAGGUGCUUUUUCAUACUGAACGUCCUUACAGCACAGUGCCUUCUCAGAAAGUAAGUAUGCGAUGGAGAGAUCAAAGCUGACAUGAUGCAGUUCACACAAAUCUUUAAACAGUUAAGGCUGAAUCCCUACCACAUCUCCUGCCUGAAACUUAACAACACAAGGUGUGUGCCCCUUGUCUAGCAAGUUAAUUGUUUUCACUGACCCCGUAGAGAUGCUGUUGUUAACACUGGUUUUCACUUGAAUCUGAUGCAACUAUUAGAAAUACCAUUUUACUGUAUGUUGAAACAGCAACUCUGCCUUUAUCUGAAAUCCCCCAAAUCCCAGGCAGAUGAUAACUCCCCAGAGCACAGCUGGGCAUUAUUUUGUGAAUGCCAACAGCUGGAGCUGGGCUUUAGCCUCUUGUACAAGUGUACAUCAAAUGCUGGACUUCAGUGGUAUUAUUCUUCCUUUUGCCUGUGAAACUUCAUUCCUAGUCUGCAGAUCAGUUUCAUCUCCAAGAACCAGCUACAUCCUUAAGAAAUUUACAUUUUUCAGGAAGUCACGCCAAAUUCUUAAUGGCUGUGAAGAUCUUUUCCCAUUUUUUGAACCACAU